Molecule: messenger RNA, 516 nt
Organism: Capsicum annuum
Lineage: Eukaryota; Viridiplantae; Streptophyta; Magnoliopsida; Solanales; Solanaceae
Product: secreted RxLR effector protein 161-like
Exons: 1
Coding region: 1-516 (171 amino acids)
Source: RefSeq, a predicted model, not a curated record
AUGAUCCUUCAGCAGAAGUAUGUCAAGGAACUUCUCAAAAGAUUUUCCAUGAAAGAGGCAAAAGAGAUUAACACUCCUAUAAAUACUGCCACAAAACUUGAUUUGGAUGAAAUAGGUCCUAAUGUAGAGCAAAAGUUGUACAAAGGAGUGAUAGGUUCAUUACUGUAUCUCACAGCAAGCAGGCCAUACAUUAUGUUCAGUGUAGGGCUAUGUGUUAGAUUUCAAGAAAAUCACAAAAAGUCUCAUCUAAAAUCUGUGAAAAGAAUUUUUAGAUAUCUCAAAGGAACCAGUGAUCUUGGUUUAUGGUACCCAAAAAGUAAUAACUUCAAUUUGGUAGGUUACUCUGAUGCUGACUAUGCAGGAUACUUGGUUGACAGAAAAAGCACCACAGGCAUGGCACACUUCCUUGGAUCAUAUUUAAUUACCUGGUCCACUAAGAAACAAAACUCAGUAGCCUUGUCUAUUGCUAAGGCUGAAUAUGUUAUUGCAGGAUCUUGUUAUGCUCAAUUGUUAUGA